Molecule: messenger RNA, 3244 nt
Organism: Ctenopharyngodon idella (grass carp)
Lineage: Eukaryota; Metazoa; Chordata; Actinopteri; Cypriniformes; Xenocyprididae
Product: tripartite motif-containing protein 16-like
Exons: 6
Coding region: 493-2169 (558 amino acids)
Molecular function (GO): zinc ion binding; protein binding
Source: RefSeq, a predicted model, not a curated record
CAAAGUCCUGUCUGGGAGGUUCACAAGGUUUUAUAAUGGAGGAAAGAGGUUAUUUGAACAGUUUCAGAUUGACCAUCUGCAGUUCAGCAGCGCCGCCUGCUGGUGAUUAUAAAAAUAACAGCAGUGCUUGUGUUUGUACACUAGCUGGUAAAAGGUUCAAUAUGUACUCAGUAAGUGCAGUUCUAAAAAUUAUUGUUUGAAGCAGAAUAGUUUUAUAUUAUUACCUUCUUGAAUUAACCAUAUAGACUUGGGACAAAUAUCUGGCUUGUUAAAGUAUUAAAAUGACACCAAUGUCAGGGAGUUAAAACAGAUAUCUAUUUAUUAUACUGUUUUUUUCUUACUCAGCUUCCUUAUGAUACUGUUAGAGAUAAUUAGAUAAUGUUACUAUAAACACUGACAGCAAAUCACACCAUAAAACUGGGAAUAAGUCACACCCUGCGGAUAUAAAGCUUCCAGCAGAGAGAAAUAGAAACUAAACUGUUCUCAUACUACAUGCGUGAAAUGGCAGAUUCCAGUAUUUCAGUGUAUCAGGAUCAGUUCGUCUGUCCCGUGUGUUUGGAUCUCCUGAAGGAUCCGGUGACCAUCCCAUGUGGACACAGUUACUGUAUGAACUGUAUUACAGGUUACUGGAAUCAGGAUGAUCAGAUGGGAAUCUGCAGCUGUCCACAGUGCAGACGGAUCUUCACGCCGAGGCCUGCUUUAGGUAAGAACGUGUUGAUUUCUGAAAUGAUGGUGAAGCUGAAGAAGACACAACUCCAAACGGCUGUUCCUGGAGACGUGCAGUGUGACGUUUGCACUGGAGAGAAACACAAAGCGGUCAAGUCCUGUCUGGUGUGUCUGAACUCGUACUGUCAAACUCAUUUUGAGCAUCAUGAGGAGUUUCACCCUGGUAAACGACACAAGGUGAUCGAAGCUACUGGACGACUGCAGGAGAUGAUCUGCCCAAAACACGAUAAGCUUCUGGAGGUUUUCUGUCGUACCGACAAGAAAUGUAUUUGUAUUCUGUGUACGCUGGAUGAACACAGAAAUCAUGACACCGUAUCAGCUGCAGAAGAAAUGACAACGUUGCAGGGCAAUUCAGGGGAGAUGCAGAGAAGAUUCCAGCAGAACAUCCAGCAGAGAGAGCGAGAGCUUCAGGAGCUGAGAGAGGCUGUGGAGUCUCAUAAGCGAUCUGCACAGGCAGCAGUGGAGGACAGUGAGAGGAUCUUCACUGAGCUCAUUCACUCUAUUGAGAGAAGCCGAUCUGAGCUGACGCAGAUGAUCAGAGAUCACGAAAGAGCUUCAGUGAGUCGACUGGAACAACUCCUGGAGCGACUGAAGCAGGAGAUUGCUGAUCUGAGGACAGGAGAGGCUGAGCUGGAGAAGCUUUCACACACAGACAAUCACAUCACUUUCCUCCAGGGUUUCCAAUCCCUCUCUCUCCCUGGAUCGUCAAAAUUACCCAGAAUCAUCAUCAGUUCUCUCGUUUCUUUUGAUGACUUUGGGAAAUCUGUAUCUAGAUUCAGAGACAAAAUGAACCAGUACUGCCUACAGCAGAUACAGAACAUAGCUGUGAAACACAUUCAGAUCAUUCUUGGUCCUGAAUAUGAGACCAGAGAGGAAUACCUCAGAUAUUUCCGUCGGUUCACUCUGGAUCCAAACACAACACAUAACGACCUCCUUCUGUCUGAUGGGAACACAGCGAUUACUAGCACUCGUACGGUACAGCUGGAUCCCGAUCAUCCGGACACAUUUGAUCAGUGGGUUCAGGUGUUGUGUAGAGAGAGAGUGUCUGGACGCUGUUACUGGGAGGUCGACUGGGGUCGUAGUGAAGGUGUUGGUGUAUCAGUAUCUUGCAGGAGCUUCAGUCAGAAGGGACACGGUGACGAGUGUAGAUUCGGAUGUACUGAUCAGUCUUGGAAAUUAUUCUGCUCUCCCUCCAGAUGCUUAUUCAGGAACAAAAGCAUAGAGACGGAACUCCCUGGAGUGUCCAGCUCUAGAAUAGGAGUGUUUGUGGAUCACAGCGCAGGGAUUCUGUCCUUCUACAGCGUCUCUGACACAAUGAGCCUCAUUCACAGAGUCCACACUACAUUCACUCAGCCUCUCAAUCCUGGGAUUUUAUUAGGUAAACACACAAAUACAGUGAAAUUGUGUCACCUAAGAGAUUCGGUGAAAUAUUGCCAAAUAUGAGCUCAUUGUAUAGUGUAAGAAAACUGAUAAUUAUUGACUUUUAUACCACGUUUCAGUCUUUUAUAGAACAUUUAUAGGCCAUAUUGGAUUUAACAUGGAUCGUCUUACAGUAUAAAAAGGUCGUAGAUCACGUAAUUUUCACAACUCACAACUUUCAAAGCUAUUUUAUGGAGUUUUUGUUCUCCAGUGUUGGGGUAACACAUGACAAGUAAUCCGAGUUACGUGAUCGGAUUACUUUUUUCGAGUAAUUAGUAAAUAAACACAUUUUAAAUUUACAACAAAGUUACUUUUUCAAAUAAGUAACACAAGUUACUUUGUUUUUGAAGUUGAUAUCACAAAAAUUUAAGUUCCUAUGAGAUUUUGUUUAGGCGCUGUACCAAAAAUAGCCACCGGAUGUCACCGACAUUCUAUUGAAAUUUUUUUUUAUGCAUUCUCCUGUUACAAAUUGAUACAUUUCUGUCCAAAUAUCACUUCUAUCACAAAACAGUUGGCAAAUAUGGAACCUUGAGAUGUGAAUGCUAAAUGUGAGCAUGCAUUUACUCAUCUCACUUGCACAAAAACAGAUUCAGUAUUCCUCAAAAUGAAUAAAAACAGUGAAAUGCAAACUCAGAAUGUUACGCAAACCUGCAAUAAUUAAAUAUGUUAAAUAACACAAAUAUACUUUAUGUAUUUAAUCUCACUUUAUUAACCAAAGUCUUUGCUGCUGACCUUCAAUGAUCUAAUUCAACCAUACUAAUAAGCAAAAAUGACUUUAGAUAAACAUCACAUUUGUGUUUUUUUGUUUUGUUUUGUUUUUAUUGCUAAAGUAAGAGUGUUGAACUUUCUUCUCCUGUCCUAUUCUGCGAUUCAGCAGGUGAAAGGUUUGUUUGAGCUGCGCCCUCUAUUGUACAGGCGUGAAUAUGCAUUUCCUUCAGCUUGAGGCUUAUUCAUUUCACUUUUGGUGUAAAAGGGCCUUUACAUUUGCCAAAAACAGAACUUUUUUUGUUGUUGUUAUUUAAAGGGUUAGUUCACCCAAAAAUGAAACUUCUGCCAUUAAUUACUCACCCUCAUGUCGUUCCACACCUGUAAGACCUUC